AAUUGCAACAUUCGCAGAGGUGCUUGAGACAACCGGAUCUGGAGAGAUGAGAGCCAGAUCUGAUGAAACCGGAAUGGCCUUGCUUAGCGCACUUGCUGAAACAGGGGCAUUAGGGGCCGUAAUCGGAACAACGGCAGACUGCAGAGGAGCAGAGGAGCUGACAUCAGGCGGGCAAAAGGACGACGGGAAACUAAGGGCAAUGACUUUCUCCUCUAAGGUCAAAUCUUUCCGUUCUCGAUUUUUCUCCUCACAUGAUAAGGCCAAAGAGAAGGAAAUGAAGCAAAAAUUGUUGAAUCCUCUCUCUUUUUCUUCACCAAACUACGAAGAGGCGAUUCAAGAGAAUUUUAAGCCACACUGGAUCAUUGGGAUUGACCCUAACUUGUCUGGAGCUUUGGCUGUGCUGAAAUUCGACAACAAGGGAUGUUGUUCUGCUCAGGUAUAUGAUACUCCUCAGUUGCAAGUUGUAGUUCAAAAAAUCCCAAGAACUCGUUACAAUUCAAAAUCAAUGCUAGAACUGAUUCGUACUCUAGAUGUUCCAUCCGGAACCAAGGCAUUUGUAGCGAAAUCGAUUAACUAUCAAAACGACAAUAUUGCGGACUUGGAUAUGGAUUAUGGAUAGGAAUGCUUCUCACAUCUAACAUUUCUGUUAGUUCCGUUACUCCUUCUACAUGGAAGAAACAUUUUAAACUUAGUAUUUAUAGCCUGGUGAUGAAUCUUCACUCUCAAACUUUUAUGAUUUCAUGUCUAACCUCUCAUCAGUUGCAAUAAAGAUUUUAUUUUCUU
Arabidopsis arenosa is the source of this 783-nucleotide messenger RNA. The record is from the annotation of a GenBank genome assembly. NCBI's taxonomy places the organism in Eukaryota, Viridiplantae, Streptophyta, Magnoliopsida, Brassicales, Brassicaceae.